Messenger RNA from Penaeus vannamei (Pacific white shrimp), 1705 nucleotides. The record is from RefSeq and is a predicted model, not a curated record. Lineage: Eukaryota; Metazoa; Arthropoda; Malacostraca; Decapoda; Penaeidae.
CACGCUGGCCGGCCCUCGCCCCCUCCCGCGGCCACUCUGGAGUGCCAAGCUGGGUCACCGUGUCGCGUCUGGUUCGCUGGGGUGGACGCGCCCCCCGCGGUGACCGUCAGGAAGGGGUCCAACGCCAUCUAUGAGGCUACAUCAGGCCCGCCUCCCCCGGCGUCCCGGGUCGAGCGCCUGACCUCGCGCGACGCCGACGCCAGGAUGGACGUCGAGGUGGCGAGCGACAACACCGUGACCCGCGCCGACCUCGUGACCUUCAGUAGCGACGUCGCCACGGACGCCGACUGCGAAAGCCUCGCGGCGACGCCCUCGAAGUCCGGCUACUCCGUGCUGCUUCCUCGCGCGGCGCAGGAGACUGGAACUUCUUGGUCGUGGGAUACGACGACGACGGGGCCCUGCUGGAGGCCGGCCGCGCGCACGUGACCCUCUCAGAUAUAUUGCUCCCUCGGAUGACGAAAGUGGGGACAGAGGCCCUCCAGUCCCUCAAAGUGGAGACGGGAGAAAUGGAUGUCAAAGUGAACGGCUUCCUGUGUUCAGCCAGCACAGUCUGCUACUAUUUGGAGCCAGAAAACAUCCUGGAGCCUCCCGAAGUCUGCAGGAUGGCCGCCCCGAAUAUCGAGCAGUGUGACAUGACGGCAGCAUACAUACAGCCAGAGUCUCUGAUCGAGCGGUCGGUUCAACUCAGUUUCACCGGAGUGCCUGAGGAGGACCUGAUGAUCACCGCUGACUUUUCCGAAACGUCGCUCACAAUGGAAGCGAAACUCUACACAAGCUCGGAGGAUCUGACACCGAAUCCGCUAACCUGUGAGAUCACAGGCCGGUCUCCAAAGACCUGCACAUUUAAGGUUGAGCCAAAAGUGACAGAAUUUAAGAUUUUGCUGAUGGCGUUAGAUUCCGAAUCAACUGUGAAAGACUCGACCGUUGUGGAAUUUGAAGAUUUCCAGACUCGAAUUCAACAGCUGACAUUGGACGCCAUCGAAGUCCGUUGGCGAGCUUCGCAAAAUCAGGAAUACGACGUCGAAAUUGUUUCUGAAACUGAUGGCAAAAUCGACAGCACUUCAGUGAUCUGUGGAGGUGAAAAGCCUGAAGACAGCAAAGUGUGCCUGGCUUACUUUUUCCCGCUGAAUUUGAACAAAGAUUAUACGGCAAGUGUGAGGGUACAAGGUGACAAUAAAUAUGUUUCGGCCUCAGUGAGGAUGCAGCCUGUUCUGGAAACAAUAAACAUAAAAGAACUGACACUGACCACAACUGGAGAAACAAGAGUCUUACCGUGUGUUUUAUGGAAAGUCGUGAAAAGAGAAAACAAAACGAAGGAGAAAAAAUUGUGAACAAGUUCGUGGCGGUGGAUGCCAAUGGUCGGCAAGUACAGAUGGUGUCGAAGUCCUCUCACUCAUCCAUUUCUGAUGUCGAGGAAAAGCUGUGUCUAGGUCCAUUGCCUCUCGACCUUGACUUCAACCUUAGUGACAAGGUCCGGGUUCUUGUGUCACGUGAGAAUCUCGACACCCAGGAAAUUCUGCUGUCUGGAGACGCUGAGCUCUUCGUUUCGGAUCCGCCCCCGAAAGACGACAAGGUUGUCAUCGUCAUCUCUGUCGUCGGCGUGGUCGUGGCGGUCGUUGCCAUCGGCUCCCUUGGGGCAAUUUCUCUAAUGAAGUCAAAGAAUGAGAAAGGAAACUUGCGUCGACAGGAAGAACCACCACUGACA